Molecule: messenger RNA, 711 nt
Organism: Rubroshorea leprosula
Lineage: Eukaryota; Viridiplantae; Streptophyta; Magnoliopsida; Malvales; Dipterocarpaceae
Source: the annotation of a GenBank genome assembly
CUUCCUAUUGAACCAUAACCAACACCAUCAAUCUAGGUGCAUAACAAGGAUGAGGAACUGCAACACAAGUCCCUUGGCCCCAUAAAUCCACUAAAAUCAUUUUGAGACACCCUUCUCGACAGCUCGGUGGUUAAAACCUCAUCAAUGGUGACAUAUGAAGAGCUGGUUGAAGCAAAUCUUGCGGUAGAACUCCCCAUGGCUGAGGAUGGGGUAGAUACAAUGAAAGCAAAGGUUCCAAAGGUGAAGAUUGCCAAAGCUAUUUGGCAACACCUAUGUGUGUUGUGGAAGAAUGUAGUUAUCAUUAAGCUCCUUGAGAAAUCUAUAAAUUUUCACAUUCUUCAUGCUCAAUUACUGAAAGAAUGGAAAACAGAGCAGGAGUAUGAAGUUAUUGACGUUGGCAUAGGAUACUUCAUUGUGCGGUUUGCCACUCAGGAAGAUUACUCAAGGGUUUUAAUGGGAGGCCCAUAUAAAUUCUUUGAUCUCUACUUAACAGUCCAAUCGUGGGAGCCGAGUUUCCAUCCAGCAAGAGCAAAGGCACCAAAGACUGCAGUCUGGGUUAAGUUACAUGGAGUGUCGUUAAUGUGCUUUUAAGAGGCCAUUGUCUUGUACCUUGCUAGCAAACUGGGCAGGCCAAUCAAAGUAGACAAUAUAACCCUCUUGGGUACAAGAGAGAAAUUUGCAAGAGUAUGUGUGGAAGUUGAUCUUAGUCAA